CAAAGUACAGCGCACAGUAUUUUCACAAAGCUUCCAGCCACUGCAGUGGGGAUGAUGGCAACUAACAGAUGUCCGGAGGUCUUGGAGGUACUAGGCAGUUCUUCAGAGGACGCGCCAUCGACAGAGACGCCGGGUGUCUCCUCACUGAACGCGACAGCUCUACGGGAAAGACGUCAGAGGAAAAAGCUACGGCUCAAGAAGCUCGAAAAGCGGCUGGAAAUCCUAGACAGACAAAUAAAGAAGUGCGCGGAGGCAGAGCUGAGCCUGGACGAGAUGAACAGCGGCUACAGCACCUACAUCAAGGAGGACCUGCUCAAGAGAAAGUUCAUCAAGACGUGGCAGGAGCUUUGCGAGCUCCAGCACGUCAGCGACAGCAUCGUGAUCGAGGACAGAGAAGGUUACGAGGGGACGCCGUACCCCGAGGUAAACCGCAGAGUCCAGAGACUGCUGCGACUGGAUGAGUUUCCCGACUACCUGGACAUUGUGCAGCUGUUGGAGCGAUGUAAUUCGAAGCACAGUCUCCGUAUCGGCACAGAGGAGAAGGGCCAGCUGGCGAGGAAAGUCUUCAAGGACGUGGGGAAGAUCAUGAAGCGGAGUCGACACAGGGACUUUGUGCACCACUUUGGGUCCCAUCUCACCGACACGUUUUCCACUGCAUCUGACCCUGCAGAACAGGACGAAGCUCUGUUGAAGACGCUGCAGGAGAGUCUGAGGGAGGGGGAGAAGAAGAUGCAGGCGGUGGUGGAGGAGUUUGCCGUGAGACAGGAGAAGCUGCAAGAGACCAGCGGCCAGCAGAGUCUGGAGGGAGACUCCUGCUCCGCCAACGAGGAGGAAGACGAGGAGGACGAGGAGGAGGGGAAAGAAGGGGACGGUAGGUUUGUGUAGGUUCCAACUCCACAGUUGGACACCACUCGUGGAAUGGGCUAUUAGAAAAGUACUAUAUACACACGAACCAUUGAAAAACACUGUUAAUACUUGAACCAGGUCUAUCAGUGUGCUAUAUAACUCCGUUGUGCCAAUCUGUAAAAAUGAGUUCCAGAAUGGUGUUAAAGUGUGGAGGGUUCAGAGUGUUGAUUAUUGUAUGUAGCUCCGCUGGUCAAGGAUGAGAGUGGGUGUGAAAUGGACGUGGCUCUCCAGCAAAACCCAGAGCAUCCCUACCAAGAUAGAAGAAGAGGAGGAGGAGGAGAGGAAGGAGGAGAUGGGUGUCACCAUCGCGGUGUGUUCAGUCAAGUCAGAGAGGGAACCAGUGAUGGCAGACUCCACAACCGUUCAGUCCGAGUCUCCUCUAGUCACCUCAACUCACCACCAACAAGGCCUGGCAGAGCCUGGACCAUCAGGUCUGAGUGCCGCUACCAGUUCCCACAUUAGCUCCACCUCUGACGUAGUGUGUCUGGACGACGACGAUGAUGAUGUAAUUAUUGUACUCAGUGACAGUGACCCUGCCUAGCCCCCUCUCUCAGAGUUUUUAUCUUUUCUCUUUUCAUUAUCACCCCAACAGUCGUACAUUAUUAUUAUUAUUCUGUUUUCUUGUAUAUACAACUGACAAAAAUAUAGGGUUAUGCUAGCUAUCCUCAAUGUGUUCCAUUAGCGUUCUGUACUGCUGAUGAGCCACCUCACUUUGCUGAGUGUAACACAAUAGCAGAAAUAAAAGAGAAUGUGGCAGUAUAUUAUAUAACCAUAAGGGAAACCUAGUUGGACUUUUUGCAAAGCCCUUGAUAUACUGACUGUUCCCUUUAAUGACCAAAAUGAUUUAAAACGACUGAAAAACUGUAUUACAGUUCAAUCAUCAAGGCAGGAGGCGAAUUCUUUGAAUUACAAAACAGUUGGUCAUCGAAAGCUCUAGUGACAAUUGUGGCACUGGGUCUAAUGCUUACCCCAUCUCCCGGCUUC
Geodia barretti is the source of this 1890-nucleotide messenger RNA. Lineage: Eukaryota; Metazoa; Porifera; Demospongiae; Tetractinellida; Geodiidae. The record is from the annotation of a GenBank genome assembly.